AUGAGCUCCAGAGGUCACAGCACACUACCACGAACUCUCAUGGCCCCUCGGAUGAUUUCCGAGGGAGACAUAGGAGGCAUUGCUCAAAUCACCUCCUCUCUCUUCCUGGGCAGAGGCAGCGUGGCCUCCAACCGGCACCUCCUCCAGUCUCGUGGGAUCACAUGCAUCGUUAAUGCUACUAUUGAGAUCCCUAAUUUCAACUGGCCCCAGUUUGAAUAUGUUAAAGUGCCUCUGGCUGACAUGCCUCAUGCCCCCAUUGGAUUGUACUUUGACACAGUGGCUGACAAGAUCCACAGUGUGAGCAGGAAGCACCGGGCCACCUUGGUGCACUGUGCUGCAGGGGUGAGCCGCUCGGCUACUCUCUGCAUCGCUUACCUGAUGAAGUACCACAGUGUGUGCCUGCUGGAGGCCUACAACUGGGUGAAAGCCCGGAGGCCUGUCAUCAGGCCCAAUGUAGGCUUCUGGAGGCAGCUGAUAGACUAUGAGCGCCAGCUUUUUGGGAAGUCAACAGUUAAAAUGGUACAGACACCUUAUGGCAUAGUUCCCGAUGUUUAUGAGAAAGAGUCCCGACACCUGAUGCCUUACUGGGGAAUUUAA
Chrysochloris asiatica (Cape golden mole) is the source of this 597-nucleotide messenger RNA. RefSeq names its product dual specificity phosphatase 14 (gene DUSP14). The record is from RefSeq and is a predicted model, not a curated record. The coding region runs from base 1 to 597 and encodes 198 amino acids. Gene Ontology annotation, cellular component: cytoplasm. Gene Ontology annotation, molecular function: MAP kinase tyrosine/serine/threonine phosphatase activity. Lineage: Eukaryota; Metazoa; Chordata; Mammalia; Afrosoricida; Chrysochloridae. Gene Ontology annotation, biological process: protein dephosphorylation. The transcript has a single exon.